Molecule: messenger RNA, 816 nt
Organism: Ostreobium quekettii
Lineage: Eukaryota; Viridiplantae; Chlorophyta; Ulvophyceae; Bryopsidales; Ostreobiaceae
Source: the annotation of a GenBank genome assembly
AUGGAGGUGAUCACUUGCAAGAUCAGAAUGACCUGGAUUUGUGUUCCCUGCCUCGCAGGCGGUGCUCCGCAGGAGAAAGUUUUUUGGAAGGGCUGGCAUGAGAGGGUACAGGCUGACCCUGGCUUUCCUGCCAAGGUGGCAAUCGAGCAGAUAAUCGGCGUGGGGGGGUCCGUGCUGGGUGACAUGGCUGGCCGGGACAACUGGGGCCUCAACGAGCUGGACUUCGUGUUUUCCACCCUAAUCGUCGGCAGCAUCCUCAACUUCUCCCUCAUGUACCUCCUAGCUGCGACCCCCACAACCUUGGGAGGAACCACCAAGAUGAACCUCAUCCAGAAGCUAUUCAGCGAGCAGACCCUGAAGAACUGGGGCGCCCCGGGGGGGAACAUGUUCGAAGCUGGCUACUCGCUCCCUAUGAGGGCCGCCAACUUGGGCUACAAGGCGGUGAUGUUCAGCUUUGUUGGGUUCUGUGCUGGUCUUGUAGGAACAGCGACCUCCAACACGCUGUUGUUUAUCAGACGGCGGGUCGACCCCAAGUUCGAGCUGCAGAACAAGCCCCCGCACGUGCUGUACAACUCCCUGACGUGGGCCUGCCACAUGGGGGUGUCUGCCAACAUCAGGUACCAGGCCUUGUAUGGCCUUGACAUGGUGCUAUCCCCCUUGAUGCCCGCUCAAAUAUUCCUGACGUACUCAACGGUCAUCCGGACGCUGAACAACAUCGUGGGUGGCACGUCAUUUGUUUUCUUUGCCAAGCUGUUUGGGGUGCAGAAGUCGAGUCAAGAGGAGCCGAAGAAGGUUGAGCAAAAGAAGAAGCGCUAG